Rotaria socialis is the source of this 228-nucleotide messenger RNA. NCBI's taxonomy places the organism in Eukaryota, Metazoa, Rotifera, Eurotatoria, Philodinida, Philodinidae. The record is from the annotation of a GenBank genome assembly.
AUGGAACAGCAUCAUCAUCAACGUCGACAACAUCUUCAACGGCAACAACAGCAACAACGGCAACAACAUCGACGACAUCGACAACUACUACUACCGAUGUCAACUGUCAUACAUGCUCUGCAUCAAGCUACAGUGGAUCCUGCAACUCGUGUACCACUACGAGCAAUGGUUGUGUCAUCACUUGCGUCUGCAAUUCGCAAUCGGGGUCAGCCAUCAGCACAUCAAUAA